AUGGGGAAGAAGCAACAUCAGAAAGAUAAGCUGUAUUUGACAACUACCGAAUGGAAAGAAACUUAUGGCGGUCACAAGGAUGAUACUGGUAAGCGAAUGCAACGUGCACUGUUCAAACGUUUGCCUAUUACGCAUUGUUCUCUAUCAUUACUACCGUUUGAGGAUCCUGUUUGUUCACGAGAUGGAAUUAUUUUUGACUUGACACAAAUUAUUCCCUAUCUAAAAAAGUAUGGUGUUAAUCCAGUAACUGGCAAAAAAAUGACAGCGAAAGAAUUGAUUCAUCUAAAAUUCGACAAAGACAGUGAUGGUAAUUUUCGAUGUCCAGUUACCUUUCGUGUCUUCACACCCACAAGUCAUAUUGUGACCAUCUGUCAAACAGGAAAUGUAUAUUCUCUUGAGGCUAUCGAAGAAUUAAACUUGAAACCUGGACAUCUGAGAGAUCUUCUGACCGAUGAACCAUUUCAAAGAAAGGAUAUCGAUCCGAAUCAUUUAGAAAAGUUUAACAUUGAACAGUUUCAUCAUGUAAAAUUGGAUUUGAAAACGAAGUCUCAAAUUGAAGCUGAAAAGAAAGCUAUGGAAGAUCCAAAAUUUUAUAUCCGACGAAUGAAUAAUGAAACUAAAGAAAUUUUGGAAAAGCUAGCGAAAGAAUAUGUUCCAUCGAAAAUUGAAAAAACAGAAGAAGAAGAAGCAGAUGAACUUAAUGCAGCACAUUACAGUCAAGGUCGUGUAGCUGCUGGGUUGACAUCUACGAUGAUGGAGCCUAUAACACAGCAGAAGGCAGCUGUACUUGAUGCUGAUACCGUCAAAUAUGCAAGAGUGAACAAGAAUGGUUAUGUAAGAAUUAUAACUAAUUAUGGUGCAAUAAAUCUUGAACUGUAUUGCAAAGAUGUACCAAGAGCUUGCGAAAAUUUCAUCAAGCAUUGCAAAAAUGGUUACUACAAUAAUACCAAGUUCCAUCGAGUCAUUCGGAAUUUUAUGAUGCAAGGAGGUGAUCCAACAGGUACCGGCAAAGGGGGUGAUUCCAUUUGGGGAAAGCCUUUUAAAGAUGAAAUCAUACGAUCAUUUAGUCAUAAUCAACGUGGUAUAUUAAGUAUGGCAAAUCAGGGAACGGACACGAAUAAAUCGCAGUUCUUUAUUACUUUCCGAUCAUGCAGUUACCUAGAUGGUAAACAUAGCAUUUUUGGACGUGUCGUGGGCGGUACCGGAACAUUGGCUGCUAUCGAAAAGGUAGAAACUGAUGAAGGCAGCCGUCCAAUUGCAGAUGUACUUUUUCUUAACUCAGAAAUUUUUGUUGACCCUUUCGAAGAGGCUGAAGCAGCGGUAGCGAAAGAAAGAGAAAAUAUUCGCUUAGCGAAAACUAAUCAAGGAAAUGAAACAACAGUAAGUGAGCCAGCUGUAGCAACACAAAUCCCAAAACCGAAGGAAUAUGGUACUGGUGUUGGAAAAUAUAUAAAUUUGCCAGAAUUAGUUGCCGUGACAAAGCGCAUGGCGGAUAAUGCCACCGAAUUUGGCAUAGCUAAAAAAACUGUUAAGCCAAAUCAGAUUUUUGGUGAUUUUUCAUCUUGGUAG
Brugia malayi is the source of this 1569-nucleotide messenger RNA. It is a transcript of the gene Bma-cyn-4, whose product is annotated as cyclophilin-type peptidyl-prolyl cis-trans isomerase-4, Bmcyp-4. The coding region runs from base 1 to 1569 and encodes 522 amino acids. Gene Ontology annotation, biological process: protein peptidyl-prolyl isomerization; protein folding; protein polyubiquitination. The record is from RefSeq and is a predicted model, not a curated record. Gene Ontology annotation, molecular function: ubiquitin-ubiquitin ligase activity; peptidyl-prolyl cis-trans isomerase activity. Gene Ontology annotation, cellular component: catalytic step 2 spliceosome. The transcript is spliced from 12 exons. NCBI's taxonomy places the organism in Eukaryota, Metazoa, Nematoda, Chromadorea, Rhabditida, Onchocercidae.